AAAACGUCAAGCGUGUCUUUUCAUUAUUAUCUCAUUUUCUACACAACAUACUGGUAUAUACGUGCUUCAUAUACUAGCCUUGAAGGAAUCCAUCCAAGAAAACUAAUCUUGCUCCGAGGAUGCCAAAGCACAAGUCAUUCCUCAAGGAGACAAAGUCGAAGAAGAAGGCGGUGCAGCAGCAGGCACCGAGAACCGCAGAUGAAUUCCUAGCUGGUAAGCACCUAAGUUUCCCCGCGACGACUGUGUGCUGAUCGGACCAGUCGGUGUCGAACAGGAAGAAGCCGGAGAGAAAUGGCGCGCCGGUGAUGCAGCCAAGUCACUACGAUUCUUUAUGCGCGCCAUUACUACCUACGAUGAGGGACUCCAGAGACAUCCAAAUGCAUUCGACUUGGCAUAUAAUAAAGCAAGAGUCCAAUAUGAGAUUACGCAGCAUCCGAGGUUAGCUGCCCAGCUAUCGGCCCCGCUGGGGGAGAUGCUGCGGGUAGCACUGCAAUCACAUCGGGAGGCGCUGCAGCUCGAGCAAGAUAACGCAGAUGCUAUUUUCAAUACAGCGCAGGUCCUCACAAGUCUCGCGGAGCUGGUCACCGAUACGAAGCGUCCAGUGGAGGAGCAACUCAACCAAGCAGUCGGAUUCCUGCAAGAGGCAAUCGAGCUCUUUCAACGGUGUCUGGUCCUCCAGGAGUUGCAAUAUACCGAGAUGCAGGAGGAGAUUCGGCAGAUGCAGUCCGUUGCGCAAAAGCAAAAGCAGGAUGUGCAGGAGCCCCAGGAAGCUGGUGAGAGCAAGGAGUCAGCGGAGCAGGAGCAAUGGGCCGCUGUUGUCGAACCUGUAACAAAGGAUACGCUCGUGGACACUGCUGUCGCGCAGCUGGAUGCACUCUCCACACUUUGCAAUCUCCUCACGUAUGACCCAGGCGUAGGAUUGAACUGGGUAGAGGAGUAUUCGACCGAGUUGCUUCAGGAAAAGAUCACCGCCUAUGUCCAGGGCUCGAACCGACUCUAUGAGGCGGCUCUGGCCCGAGCAAAGUUCAAUUCCGCUCUCAACGAGGUUCUUUAUCGAAGCGGUCGAACGGACGUUGAAACAUAUUAUGGUGCCGUGCUGAGUUCAUUCGGACCGGACUUGGAUAUUUCCUCAGAUCCAGAAGGCCUGUGCAGCAAAGCUGAUGCACUCGUAUCAUUCAACACAGCCACGACAGAGCAACCGGGAGAUCCUUUGAGGGCAGACCUCAAGUGGCAGGCGCUUUCCACCGCUGUGGAUGCUCUGAAUAAGGCAUCCAAACUUCCCGAUGCUGAAAACCUGCCCAAGAUUCACCUGGCAAGAGGCGACGUCGAGAUGAGCAGAUGGAGGCUUGGUUUUACGCCGUGGGAGUAUACCAUGGCGCAGCAAAAUGGCGCGAUCCUGCUGCGAAAUGCUCAGACGUAUUAUCGUGGUGCGGCAGCUUUGGCUCGGAGAGACGGAGGUGCCGACGAAGAGCGAGACGGAACAUGCAAGGAGGCAAUCGCAGCCGCCAUUGAAGGCCAAAAGGAAAAGCUUUCUCAGCUCAAGAGCGCAGCACCAAAGGAACUGAUGGUUGUCGCCGAGGAUGUGGUGGAGGACGGAUGGGUCAGCGGGCCUGACAUGGAGACCUUGUUGCUUUGAUAUCAAAGCGAUCCACUCUCGUAGUAUCAAAUAUCCUCCCUCGCCUUGACCUCCUCGUCCAUCUGCAAAGCCUCCUUGCGGAGGUUAUUUUCGCACCCGUAUUGCGUGGCUGCCGCAGCGGCGCCCUCGACAUCUCUCACAACUGCUUCUAAACCAGCCAACAACCGCUCAAUCUCAGCCCUCUGAGCCUGGACCUUUUGCGCCAAUUCCACAUUCUGCGUCUCUGUAGCCUCUAUCUUCCCAUCUAAAACCGCCUUUGUCUUUUCGAGCUGCGGCGUCAAAUGUGCCCUGAACAGCUCGCCUGGGGGCAAUGUAUGCGGCCUGCUGACGGUUAAUUCUGACAAAUUGGAAAGCCAGUCGCACAUGGAUAAAAGGUAGGAUCAACAUACGGAACACGCUCCUCCCCCUCGGCUUCUACCCCCUCCAUCGCAUCCCUCUCCGUGCCAUUUCUCGCCUGUUCCCUCCUCGCCCUAGCCUCCCCAACCAACCGAUCCAACUCAUUCAGCUGCCUCACCGCAUCCCUCUCGUUCAAAAUAUCUUCAAACUCUGCCUUGGCGCUCUCCUCUAGCUUCGCAUUCAACUGGCGCCAUACGCUUUCUAGACUGGCAGGGACAUGUUUCGCAGGCGUCGGGAAGCACGCCGCAAAGUUCGCGUACGAGUUUGCGCGCAGUGUGCGGGCGAGUGCCUGGGCGUAGAUGUCUUGUAGUCGCGUAACUCGGGGACCAGGGGUCUGGGCGAUGGGUGGUUGGGGCGGUGGGGAGGGGGAUGCCGCGUCGUGCGGUGGUUCGGCAGACAUUGCUGGGACUGGCGACUGUGUUGGUGGUGGUAUUUAUUGAGUUGCACGUCGUGAGAGUUUCGUAUAGGUUUGUGGUGAUGAGUUAUGAAUUGUAUCAAGAUCGAGAAGAGGAAUGGAUCGCGGCGCGCGCUGCUCAGUUUAGGAUAUGCGUUGGUCACGUGAUUCCAUAUUGAGAGAAGUAUGCAGCAAAAUGAGCGUUAUAGGAGGUG
Aspergillus calidoustus is the source of this 2641-nucleotide messenger RNA. NCBI's taxonomy places the organism in Eukaryota, Fungi, Ascomycota, Eurotiomycetes, Eurotiales, Aspergillaceae. The record is from the annotation of a GenBank genome assembly.